CAAAAUCAUUCGUUCAUUUUUAUUCGUAGUAGAUACCGUGUUUUGUAGUUAUUUUUGCAAAAAUUUACAUUUUACAGUUACGUGUUCACGUAGAGAAAACCUACGUGAAGAACUAGAUUAUUUUAAAAUUAAAAUUUGUAAUAGUUCUUCUAACAUAAUUCAGUAUUUUAACAUCUUACACAAGUGGUGCAACGGGCAACCGUCCUUAUCUCGUCUUUAUUAUUGUUUGAUUCUCUACUGAAGAUGAAGAGUGCGAAGGUGAUCCUGGGCGCCAACCGCUGCCUGCAGAACAAGCUGGUGCCGCUGUACUCGUGCCGAGCUGCAAGCACGGCGGGCAAGGAUGCGGUGCGGCAGUCGGACUCCUUCACCCUGAACCUGUUCCGUGGGCAGCUGCAGCCGGCGCAGGUGUUCCCGUACCCAGAGGUGCUCUCCGCCGACCAGAAGCAGGUGCUGCAGGAGCUUGUGCCGCCCGUCGAGAGGUUCUUUUCAGAGGUGAACGACCCGGCGCGCAACGACCAGGACGCCAGCAUCGAGCCGGAGACGCUCAACGGGCUGUGGGACCUCGGCGCCUUCGGGCUGCAGGUGCCCUGCGAGCUGGGCGGGCUGGGGCUGAGCAACACGCAGUACGCGCGGCUGGUGGAGGUGGUGGGCGCGCACGACCUGGGCGUGGGCAUCACGCUGGGCGCGCACCAGAGCAUCGGCUUCAAGGGCAUCCUGCUGUUCGGCACGCCCGAGCAGAAGCAGAAGUACCUCACGCGCGUCACCAACCGCGAGUACGCCGCCUUCUGCCUCACCGAGCCCGCCUCCGGCUCCGACGCCGGCUCCAUCAAGACGCGCGCGGUGCUGUCCCCGUGCGGCACCAAGUACAUCCUGAACGGGUCCAAGAUCUGGAUCUCGAACGGAGGCACCGCCGAGAUCAUGACGGUGUUCGCGCAGACGCCCGUCGAGAAGGACGGACAGACCGUGGACAAGGUGACGGCGUUCAUCGUGGAGCGCUCGUUCGGCGGCGUGUCGUCCGGCCCGCCCGAGAACAAGAUGGGCAUCAAGUGCAGCAACACCGCCGAGGUGUACUACGAGGACGUGCCCGUGCCCAUCGAGAACGUGCUCGGCGGCGUCGGGAACGGCUUCAAGGUGGCGAUGAACAUCCUGAACAACGGGCGGUUCGGCAUGGCGGCGGCGCUGGCCGGCACGCAGCGCGCCGCCAUCCGCCAGGCCGCCGAGCACGCCGCCGCGCGCACGCAGUUCAAGCGCAAGCUCAUGGACUUCACCGCCAUACGGGACAAGCUGGCGCACAUGUGCAUGCUGCAGUACGUGACGGAGUCGCUGGCCUACAUGGUGUCGGGCAACAUGGACGCCGGCUGCUCAGACUACCACCUCGAGGCCGCCAUCAGCAAGGUGUUCGCCAGCGACGCCGCCUGGCUCGUCGUCGACGAGGCCAUACAGAUCCUGGGCGGCAUGGGCUACAUGAAGGCCACGGGGCUGGAGCGCGUGCUGCGCGACCUGCGCAUCUUCCGCAUCUUCGAGGGCACCAACGACAUCCUGCGCCUCUUCGUCGCGCUCACCGGUAUCCAGUUCGCGGGCUCGUCGCUGAAGGAGCUGCAGCGCGCGUUCAAGAACCCCGCGGCGCACCUGUCGCUCAUCUUCACGGAGGGAGCGAGACGAGCGCAGCGCGCCGUGGGCCUGGCGCCGCGCGCCGACAUCGGGUCGCUGGUGGCGCCGGAGCUGCGCGGCGCGGCGGGCGAGCUGGCGGCCGCCGUGGACCAGUUCGGGCAGGCCGUGGAGGGCACGCUCGUCAAGUACGGGAAGGGCGUGGUGGAGGAGCAGCAGGUGCUGAACCUGCUGGCGGCGGCCACCAUCGACAUCUACACCAGCGCCGUGGUGCUGUCGCGGGCCUCGCGCGCCGCGCGCCUGGCGCUGCCCACCGCGCAGGAGGAGCUGCAGCUGGCGAGUGCGUGGGCGCGCGAGGCGCUGGGCCGCGUGGGGCCGGCGCUGGCGGCGGCGCGGGGCGAGCACGACGCGCACCGCCGCGCGCUCAGCGAGCUCGGCCUCCGCAUCGCCACCCGCGGCGGCCAGCUCUCGCUCAACCCGCUCAACCUGUAGGCGACGAUCCGGGAUCACAACCACAUCAUCGACCAUUCUAUAAUCAAAUUGGUCUUUUGUGUUCAAAAUAGGUCCCAUAUUCAGUAUAGUUAGUGUUGUCUGUGGAAGCGACGCCGAGCGCCUUCGAGUGAGUACACCGCUUUACGUUCCGCUCUCUUAUUGUAAUUGAAUUCGCCAAUUUUUAUUGUAUAUAUACCUUUUCAACUUAACUAUCAUUAUAUACCAAUAUGUAAAUACAUAAUAGUUGACCGUAAAUCUGCUCAAUAUUAAGUACAAUGUGAAGAUUUAUACAGUACAUAUUUAAAGUUUUAUAUUUGGUGCGAGCGGGCGCGGCGUUGCUCGUUACCGUGAGAUAGAUCGAUGAACCUCGUAGUUGUAAGUAUAUAAUGUAAGUAGACACUGCACACUGUUGUGAAUCAGAUUAUGAAGUAUUUUGUAAAAUGUUAUUUAUUUUUAUUAAAUAGUAACUAUAUUUUUACGAC
Molecule: messenger RNA, 2582 nt
Organism: Plutella xylostella (diamondback moth)
Lineage: Eukaryota; Metazoa; Arthropoda; Insecta; Lepidoptera; Plutellidae
Gene: Acadvl
Product: Acyl-CoA dehydrogenase very long chain
Molecular function (GO): very-long-chain fatty acyl-CoA dehydrogenase activity; flavin adenine dinucleotide binding; fatty-acyl-CoA binding
Source: RefSeq, a predicted model, not a curated record